This is a messenger RNA of Alternaria burnsii, 207 nucleotides long. RefSeq lists its product as uncharacterized. The transcript is spliced from 2 exons. The record is from RefSeq and is a predicted model, not a curated record. Bases 1 to 207 code for a protein of 68 amino acids. Lineage: Eukaryota; Fungi; Ascomycota; Dothideomycetes; Pleosporales; Pleosporaceae.
AUGGUGCAAGAAAAUGUCGACCAGGCAGCAAUGGAAGUAUACCGCCCGGUGCAGGUAUUAUGCCAGGGCCUCAAGAGGGACGACCUUCCAUACGGAUCCGUAGGUCCUGACGAUAUUGCGCAAGGCAUUGCGUUUCUUGCCUCCGAUGCUGCAAAGACGAUCAGUGGUGUGAUGAUGCCGAUAGACAACGCUUGGUCGACUAUCUAG